Molecule: messenger RNA, 2388 nt
Organism: Salvia hispanica
Lineage: Eukaryota; Viridiplantae; Streptophyta; Magnoliopsida; Lamiales; Lamiaceae
Source: RefSeq, a predicted model, not a curated record
AUGAAUAUGAAUGAAGGGUUGGUGCGCCUUUUCGACAACCAAUCUUCUAUUGAGAUGUCAGAAAUAGGACUGAAAGAAGGAGUGGUUGAUUUAUAUGUUGUGAAUGAACUUGAACCAGCACAUGAUGGUGAUGAAGUUGCAGAAGGUGCCGUGCUAGUGAGCCAGCUAACACAAGAGGAAGUUGCUGCUGUUGAUAUAGAAACUGAAGUGGAAGUCGAAGUGACUAAUGGUGAAGAGGAAACUGAAUUGGAAGUGAAUGAUGGUGAAGAGGAUAUGGCUAGUGGUGACGAAGAACAUGAAAAACAAGUGAAGGAGGAGAAGUCAGUUGCUACUACAAAGAAGAAUACUAGUGAAAAACAUCCAUUUAUAGAUAGUGAUUAUGAUCUAACUGAUGAUGAUGAAGAUGAAAUAAUGAAGAGUCAGGUGGAAUCUUGGAAGAAGCUUGUAAGUGAGAUGGAAACAAGGAAAUGUGAUGAAACUGAAGGCGAUUCAAGUUCAAGUGAGAACCUUCCUAGCGAUUCACCAAGUUCUGGGGAAGAUUUAGAAGGUGACGAUAGAGUGAAAACUCGAAGAUACAAUCCGGCGAUUGAUCUCAAUGAUGUCAAGUGGGAAAUUGGUUUGCGAUUUACUUCAAAGCAAGAUUUCACCGAACUGAUCCGCCAUCAAGGAGUGAAGAUGGGUAAAAAAUUACGUUUUAAGAAAAAUGAUAAUGCACGUUGCAUCGCAAUUUGCAAAUCUGUGCUCCAUGGUAAGAAUAGGGUUGCAUGUCCAUGGUAUGUUUCAAUCAGAAAUAGGAAUACAUAUGGUUACUGGCAGGUUGCACGUCUUAGGGAUAAACACAUUUGUGGUGGCUCUUCUUCAAACCAUGGAUGUGCUAAUUCCAAAUAUCUUAGCAAAAAAUAUAAAGAAGACAUUCGCAUUUUUCCUGGGAUGAGCAUUGGGCAAUUCAUUGAGAAGGUGCAUCAAGACAUGAGAAUCACAAUCACUUCAGGAAAGGCGAAACGUGCUAUCAAACAUGCACGUUCUUUGAUUGAAGCUGAUUUGAUACAGCAAUACAAAAGAUUGCAUGACUACAAAGCAGAAUUGUUAAGGUCAAACCCGGGCAGUACUGUGGUGUUAGCUACCCAACCACUGGAUGACGGAAAUAAAAAAUUCAAGGCUAUUUAUAUAGCAUAUGAAGCUUGUAAGACAUCAUUCAAACUUCAUUGUGGACGCAUUGUCGGACUUGAUGGGUGUCAUCUCAAGGGACAAGCAAAGGGUAUUCUCUUGACAGCCACUGGUUUGGAUCCAUAUGACCAAAUAUUUCCCAUUGCAUUUGCCGUUGUACAGAUUGAGAAUACAGAUACAUGGAGUUGGUUUGUGAGGCUUUUGGUAAAGGAUUUGGAGAUAAUUGAUUCCAGCAAGUGGACUUUUAUCUCAGAUAGACAAAAGGGACUUAUCAAUGCAAUUAAGAUUUGUUGUGAGACGGCAUGUGAGACGGUGGAUCAAUUUGUGGAUACUUGUUACUCAAAAGAAAGCUUUCAAAAGGUUUACCAACCUAUUAUUUAUCCGGUUGAAGGUCCUGACUUAUGGCCUAAGACGACAAAGCCUGAUGUCGUCCCACCUGAAAUCAUCAAACUUCCAGGCCGUCCAAAAGGAGCAAGACAAAAAACAUUUGAAGAACGAAGGGAAAUAAACAACAAAAAGGCGAACACAAGAAAAGUUAAAAUAUGUGAGUUAUCGAAUGGAGUGCAGAAGAUGUCUAGGAGUGGAAUGAUGUCUGACUACACAUGUCGUAAAUGUGGUGAAAAGGGUCAUAACAAGAGGAAAUGUCCCCAGCUCAUUCCUCUUGAAUCAGAACGUGUUGAUGAAGUUAGCAACCCCAAAGAUACACAAGAAUGUGGGAAGAAGCGUAGGCGUAAUCGUCCACAACAUUGUAGCUUGUGUUAUCAACCGGGUCACAACAGGUCACGAUGUACAAGUUCAGUUGCUGAUAUGUACAAUAAGCAUACUUCUUCAAGUGUGUUGGCUGGAACUUUAAGUGGGCGGGCUGGAACUUCAAGUGCACCAGCAGCCGGUGAACUCUCGGGAAGGGCCACCGGCGUUCAAGCAACCGAAGAUGCCGCUGGGGGAGCUGCUCGGGUAUGGAAACAUGCUGGUGGCAGUGCUAUAUAAUGUCAAGAGAGUGCAGUUGGUCUAACAAAUAUUUGAAGGAUUUUACUUUUGGAGAUGCUAACUAGGAUGCUAUUGAGAGGGGAGCUUUCAUGCCUUUAAUUUACCAUUUUUUUGCUACAAACAACUUAUAAUGAAUGUAUCGUCCUUAUCAUCGAAAAUGCUCUAGCUGCCUCUGUUUGCAGAAAAUUUGUUUUUUUUUUCCUUUCUUUUUUUGUUUUGCCUAUCUUCAAUAUG